AUGGGUUUCAAGGAAUUGAUGAUUAGAUCAAAAAAUGAAGUGAAAAAUUGUUCCAAAUUCAAGAACAUUAAAAAGGGUUCUUCUGAAUAUUUGAUUAGAGGACAGUGGAGUAAAGAAGAAGACAGGAAAUUGCUAAGGUUGGUGAAGCAAUAUGGAGUGAGAAAAUGGGCACAAAUAGCUGAGAAAUUGGAGGGCAGAGCUGGAAAACAAUGCCGUGAGAGAUGGCAUAAUCAUUUGCGUCCUGAUAUUAAGAAAGAGAGUUGGACUGAAGAGGAAGAGAGAAUACUCGUAGAAGCUCAUGCAAGAAUUGGUAAUAAAUGGGCAAAGAUAGCAAAAAUCAUUCCUGGAAGAACAGAAAACGCUAUAAAAAAUCAUUGGAAUGCUACAAAAAGAAGGCAGAAUUCAAGGAGAAAGAAAAAACGUCCUAACUCUCGAAAUGGCAAACCUCACUCUUCUAUUCUUCAAGAAUACAUCAAAAGCAAAUAUAACUCGACUACGGUUGCCGCCGUGGUCGUCCCAGAUGACCCUUUGUCCCAUUUCAACCAUUCCUUCUCCGAAUCCUCCGACUCUACCUCCAACCUCUCGUCAACAAUCAUCUCGUCAUCGAUGUACGACGACGAGCUUCUCUUCAUGCAAAACUUCUUUGCCAACUCUGGCGACAUAUUAUCGUUGCUGUCUGACGUAGACGAUGGUGCAACAAUGCGUAAUCAAUCUAUGGUGGAGUUUGGCUCUGUCGACUCCGAACGGAAAGUGGAGAAACCAAAGAUCGGAAACAAUGGAAGCAACGUGGCGACGAGUAGCCACUUGUAUUCUGACAUGUAUUUGUCAAAUAUUUUGAAUGGGACGACGCACAACUCUGACAACGAUGGUGAUGAGAUUCAAAACAUGGUAGAGAUGGCGGAACUACCAACGACGGCGGGCGGCGAGAGCCAAUGGGAGAAUUCUCAACAUGGGAAAAGGGAAAUGGAUUUGAUGGAAAUGUUGUCUUUCCAUUGUCAUUCUUGA
Benincasa hispida (wax gourd) is the source of this 1005-nucleotide messenger RNA. RefSeq names its product transcription factor MYB119-like. Gene Ontology annotation, cellular component: nucleus. NCBI's taxonomy places the organism in Eukaryota, Viridiplantae, Streptophyta, Magnoliopsida, Cucurbitales, Cucurbitaceae. Gene Ontology annotation, biological process: regulation of DNA-templated transcription. Gene Ontology annotation, molecular function: RNA polymerase II cis-regulatory region sequence-specific DNA binding; DNA-binding transcription factor activity, RNA polymerase II-specific. The record is from RefSeq and is a predicted model, not a curated record.